GGUGAAUGGGACUACUACGUCGUUCUAUCUAGCUUUCUCUCUCGAGCGCGUCAGGCGGUGAGUGAAGCGGACGGAGCAGACACGAGCAAACUCAUCUUCGACAACGAGCAUAUCUCACCUGACUCCGAGUUCCAGACCAAACUACCACCGAACAACCACAACCACAACGUCAACACAGAAAAGGCGCAGCAGUCAUCGUCCGAGUGUCGCUCGCUCGCUCAGUUGUCGCGUGGCCCCCCCCACGACGACGGCACACACACACACACACCGACAGACUCAACAGACAAACCCUCCGCGACACGCUCUCGUCCCUCUUCAUCACUUCUUCACGCAGCGACACAACACACAUCUCCUCUCCCUAGGACCUCCUCCACCUCCCCCUCCCCAUCAUCGCCAGCGACAUAAGCAGAUCCAUCGCCACCGGAUACAGAGGCGCAGAAUCAGACUGCGCACCAACCUCCCCAGACAUCUACGCCAGGAGGGCUGCAGCCUGCAACUGCAAACACGAGAGAAAGCGAGAGAGAGUGAGAGGCACAAAAAAAAGUUCGAGUGAGACACUAGGAGGUAUCACCUUUCACUACUGUAAGAGAAGCCGGGAGGGUUGGCGAAAGUGGGCGAGAGUUGCAUAACACCAAGCAUCCCCGGAUCACAGAGUCACAUUGCACUGCCGACCUCCCAUCACGUGGGGCACUUGUGUCGGGCCAUCCUUUGCCUCGUCGGGCGCAACUAAUCUGCAGCACCACGUCAUUUCCACCCUCCCCGCCACCAUCCGGCUCGUAGUACGGGCGGGUUACGGGUAGGAGGGAGGUAGAUAGGUCGGUAGCAGCCUAGGAGGGGAGCCACCUGAUAUGGAGGGUGUCGUCGAGAAUGCGGGCGAGCUGGUAGGCUGGGCUACGGACAAGUAUUUUGAUUCGGGCUGGGAACGCAGUCGCAAAUUCAUCAACGGGAAGAAAGUCGAAUCGGUAUAUCGGCCCUUACCAGCAGUCGCACGAGAGCAGCAGCAGCAGCGCGCAAAGAGCGAGGCUGCGAGAAGUAAGCACGCCUCUGCGUCGUCUGCAAGCUCGCAAGACCCGAGAGAGCCCAAAGAGCGUCAGUCCGCAGCAUCGAAAGGCCGCCCUUCUCGGCUGAGGUCACCCGACUACGAUCGUGGUGCAGGUCGCACUGCCCAGAGCCGCCCGCCGCCGCCGCCGCCAUCAAAUUAUUAUCCUGAUCCCGUCAGCGCAGAACGGCGAGGCAACACCGCAGCACCAAAAACCCAAGUCGCUACCCUUCCGGCGUCGCGACGCAAGCAAGCCAAUCUCCUCUUUCCCGCGCGCACCGACUUCUUCACAGACGACCACGCCAACUCUACCGCCCUCGUCAAGAGACUCAACGAAGACAACGACGAAGUCUUGCGCGCAUACGAAGCCGAAAAGGACGACCCACCACGCAAUCCCGCUUCGGUCUUGCCCGAAAAAGAUCUUUGGACUCUCGCAAAGUACGACGGCGAUUCGAAGAAGCACGUCGACAAGUCCGAGAAGAAGUCGAGUAAGCAGCCGUCAACGACUGGCUCUAGGAGAGACAGCGCAAUGGCGUCCGGAUACAACGACGACUACCGGGGCAACACCCAAUACCCAGGCGAGCCUCGCGCACGCUCAGCCCAGCCGCCUCCAAGACAUCGCUACGAUGACGAUGACGACAGCGACUAUGAUGAGCGUUCCGGCCGCAGAGACCGAGGAGGUGCAAGAGGGUACAGCGACCGCGACCGAGACGAUGGCGACUAUUACGAAGUGCACGAGAGGUAUCGAGGACCCGUAAGUGCAGGGCCACUUGUUCCUGCCAACCGCCCAUAUGCCACGGAGCGUAGAGAGAGCUACCGAUCAUCGUACAACGAUGGCCCGUAUGCUGGCGGAGCUGGAGCGAUAGCACGUCGUUCGGAUCCAUAUCUGGACCGUUCUCAAGUCAGUCGUAGAAGUCGACGCGACCGUGACGAUUACGAUGAUUCCCGCUCGCGGUCUCGAAGCCGAGACAGUCGGUCGCGCUCCGGUGGCCGAGAAGCAGGCGCAGGAGGAGAGGGUAUUAAGCAGAAGAUCACAUCCCAAUUCGAUACGUCACAGAGAGGUCUCGGAGUCGGACUGGCGGGUGCCCUCGCAGGAGGUCUCGCUGGCAGACAGUUUGGUAAACAGCAUCGCCAACGUGAUAUCAUCCUGGGAGCUGUGGUGGGCGGACUGGUCGCGAACGCUGCUGAGAACAAGUGGUCGGAGCAUAGAAAGGAGAAGGGGAGGGAGGAGGAGUAUCGGUACGAGGGGCGGAGCAGGAGCACAGGGCGGUGACGAGCUCCCUGAAUGAGGUUUCUUCAUCCUUCGUCUUCUUCUUCCAUCUUGCUUUGGAAAGAAGCAAACAUUGGGAUGCUGCGAUGGAGUACGAACGGGCAGCUGCAUAGGCGCACCUAGGUAGGGUUUGGUUAGUGCCACUCGGCUGCAUUGGAUGGUGCAACGGAGACGGAAAUGGGGGAGGGAUCACGACAUCCACGACAGAGAAAACCACCUGUAAUAAUUAGUACGAGGCAGCGAGAGUCACAUGCAUGCAUGUAUGCUAUGGCUUUCUUGCAUGUCUGGAAUAGAUUUUGAUUCGACACCA
Molecule: messenger RNA, 2619 nt
Organism: Sphaerulina musiva SO2202
Lineage: Eukaryota; Fungi; Ascomycota; Dothideomycetes; Mycosphaerellales; Mycosphaerellaceae
Exons: 2
Coding region: 849-2312 (487 amino acids)
Source: RefSeq, a predicted model, not a curated record